Molecule: messenger RNA, 4356 nt
Organism: Cuscuta europaea
Lineage: Eukaryota; Viridiplantae; Streptophyta; Magnoliopsida; Solanales; Convolvulaceae
Source: the annotation of a GenBank genome assembly
CAUGUAUCACUCCCGGGCUGCUUUAUUCAAAGUUCUUGUUAGGGUUCAUGAUGUCUAUGAGCACAUCAUCCCUCAUGUCCAACCAGAAGAACUCGCCACCUAUGAACAAUCGAAGGCUGCCGAUCUCUCUCUCUGGAAUCGUCUUGAUGCUGCAGUUUUACAAUGGAUAUAUGGGACUAUAUCCAACAACCUUCUUCUUGCUAUCCUUUUGAAAGACGACACCGCUCAUGCAGCUUGGGCUCGUCUUGAAUCCUUGUUCCAAGACAAUAAAGUUUCCCGGGCAACCCACCUUGAAGAGGAAUUGUCUGAUCUCAAUUUUGAGAAUUUCUCGUCAAUUGAUAGCUACUGCAACCACAUCAAAACCCUGGCUGAUCGUCUUGAAGAUGUUGACGCUCCUAUCCCGAACAGUCGCCUUGUUCUUAAACUCACUGGUGGUCUCCCUGAAGCAUACUCUGGCACCGUUGAUUUCAUCCAAAACAGGACCCGAUUCCAUCAUUUGAGAGUUGUCGCUCUCGCCUGAAGCUUGCUGAGCGCACCAUUAAAAUUCGUCUGGCAAAGGAGAAUGGCUCUAGUAGUCGUGCGCAGACGGCUCUUGUUGCCUCCCCUGGCGGACAGCAACACCACACAGCCAAAAACUCUGGGUCCUCUCGUUUUCAUUCCAGAAACAAUAAGCCGAAGAAAACAGGUUCUAAACCUGGUAACGGGAAACCAUUUGGCAAUAUGAACCAACAGCCCACUUCCUUUCCUACUGGGCAGACUUGGCAGCAGCAACCAUGGGCUUCUUGGGCUCCCCGGUUCUCUCACUGGCCUGUUCCUACACCAUGCCCAAUCCCGCCACUUCUUGGGCUCCUCGAGCUGCUGCUCUGCAUCUGGGUCUGCGAUCUGCUGCACCGGGUAUUCUUGGCCCUCGGCCUCCUCAAGCCUACAAUGCUAUGGGUUCAUCUGUCAGUUAUACUCCUACAGACAUUGAAGCAGCCAUGCAUGCUCUUUCCUUCACUCAACCUGACGGGAAUUACUACAUGGAUACUGGUGCAACUUCACAUAUGACUGCGGAUCAAGGUGCUCUUUCCUCUUAUUUCAAUUCGGGUAUUAAACAUCAUAACAUUGUUGUUGGCAGUGGUGAUUUAAUUCCAAUUGUUGGUUACGGUAGUACUACUUUACCCUCUCCAUUCCCCCCAUUUACCUUAAACAAUGUCUUACAUGCUCCCAAGUUGAUUAAAAAUCUGAUUUCUGUCCGGAAAUUCACAACCGAUAAUAUGGUUUCUAUUACAUUUGAUCCUUACGGAUUUUCUGUUCAUGAUUUACAGACGGGAACCAUACUCCUGAGAUGUGAUAGUACCGGUGACUUAUACCCUUUAUUCGCCAACACUCCAGUCAACUCAUCCGUCCCUCAUUCUGCACUCACUGCCAUAUCUCCCGAUCUUUGGCACAUCCGCUUAGAACAUCCUGGCGCUGCUGUUCUUAGAUCUCUUAGGCAUUCAAAUUUAAUUGAUUGUAAUAAAAGUCAUAUGACAUAUUGUUCCUCUUGUCAUCUUGGCAAACAUUCCAAAAUGCCUUUUUAUAAUUCUAUGUCAUAUACUGUUCUUCCCUUUGAUAUCAUUCAUAGUGACUUAUGGACAUCUCCUAUUAUUAGUUCGGCUGGCCAUAGUUAUUAUGUGUUGUUUCUUGAUGAUUAUAGCAAAUUCCUAUGGACUUUCCCUAUCUCAAAGAAAUCCCAAGUUCAGCACUUAUUCAAAUCUUUUUAUUCUCUUAUCUCUACUCAAUUUGAACGUAAUAUUAAGACGUUUCAAUGUGACAAUGGCACCGAAUAUAUUAAUACCACCUUUAAAGAAUUCUUUGAUAACCAUGGCAUGUUAUUCCGUCUUUCUUGUCCUCAUUCUUCUCCCCAAAACGGAAAAGUCGAACGCCACAUAAAAUCAAUCAAUAACAUCAUUAGGACUUUACUUGCUCAUGCCUCCCUGCCCCUCUCCUUCUGACAUCAUGCUUUACAAAUAGCUACAUAUCUUCUAAACAUUCUACCCACCAAAGUCCUAGGAUUUCAGUCACCCACUCAAAUCCUCUAUCAAUGUGAUCCCAUAUAUUCAGAUUUACAUGUUUUUGGUUGCUUAUGCUUUCCCUUCUUUCCAUCCACUUCCAUAAACAAAUUACAAGCACGCUCCACUCCUUGUGUGUAUCUUGGUCCUGCUAAGAAUCACCGUGGUUUUAAAUGUUACAACAUGUCAACCGGGAAAAUCAUUAUUUGUUGUCAUGUGAAGUUUAUUGAAACCGAAUUCCUAUUUUCUAAACUUCAUAAACCACAACAACAUGAUUAUGACCCUCUGGAUGUGAACUCACUUUCCCACCAUUUCCAUUACAGUACUUCCCCCUCAGUUGGUCGAGAGGAGCCCGACUCUAAUGGGCCAUCCCCUGCCCCAUCUUCUGCCCCGUCCAGUAGCAUUGUUCAGUCCAGUCCACCCCCAGAUUCUGCCCCGUCCAGCAGCCCUGACCAUCCUCGUCCAGUCUCUUCUCAGCCUACACCUUCCAUCAUUCCUAGCCCAGAAAAUUCCCAAACUACCCAACCUAUUCCUAUUUCCCAUCCAAUGACCACUAGAGCCAAACAUGGCAUCUACAAACCAAAUCCCAGAUAUUUCCACAAUCUACACACCACUUCCAUCUCCCACAUAUCUCCUAUACCCAUGACCCUGUAAGUGCUAUUCGUGACCCCAAUUGGAAAAAUGCAAUGUUAGAUGAAUUUAAUGCUUUAAUUGAUAAUAAUACAUGGGAAUUGGUACCUCGGCCCAAGGAUGUGAAUGUUAUUAGAUCUAUGUGGAUUUUUCGGCAUAAACGACAUUCUGAUGGUUCGUUUGAGCGAUAUAAAGCUCGUCUUGUAGGUAAUGGGAAUACUCAACAGUAGGGUAUUGAUUGAGAUGAGACUUUCAGUCCGGUUGUUAAACCAGCCACUAUUCGUAUUGUCCUUAGCAUUGCCCUCUCCAAAUCUUGGUCCAUCCAUCAAUUGGAUGUCAAGAACGCUUUUCUACAUGGCUAUCUCAAUGAAACAGUCUAUAUGCAUCAGCCCCUGGGUUUUCGUGACAAGAGUCGUCCUGACCAUGUGUGUCUACUGAAGAAAUCCCUUUACGGCCUAAAACAGGCUCUGAGGGCGUGGUAUCAGCGUUUUGCUGAUUUUGUAUUCACUAUUGGUUUUUCUCAUGCUAAAUCUGAUCAUUCCUUAUUCAUUUAUAAACAGGGUACAAACAUGGCUUAUAUUCUUUUAUACGUUGAUGAUAUUAUUCUUACAACAUCUUCUGAUCAUCUACGGAAGCAUUUUUUGACUCUCUUGGGCAGUGAGUUUGCUAUGAAAGAUCUUGGUCCUUUGAGCUAUUUUUUGGGCAUUGGUGUCACAAGCACUCCUCACGGUAUGUUAUCAUCUCAAACACAGUGCCACCGAAAUUCUGGAACGAGUAGGCAUGUCUAAUUGUAGCUCCUGUCACACACCUGUUGACACUAAACCAAAGCUCAGUGCCUCUGAAGACACUCCUUAUGAGGACCCAACCAAGUAUCGGAGUCUGGCCGGUGCUCUACAGUAUUUUACUUUUACUAGACCAGCCAUUUCUUAUGCCGUCAACAAGUUUGUCUCCACAUGCAUGAUCCUCGGGAUGAACAUAUGAAUGCUCUUAAGCGCAUUUUACGCUAUCUACAGGGUACUCUAUCACUCGGACUACACCUCUAUAAAUCUUCCCUCACAAAGUUAAUUUCUUAUACUGAUGCUGAUUGGGGAGGAUGCCCGAAUACCAGGCGAUCUACUUCUGGUUAUUGUGUAUUUUUUGGUGACAAUUUGGUCUCUUGGUCAUCCAAGCGACAACCAACCUUGUCCCGUUCUAGUGCAGAAGCUGAGUACCGCGGGGUUGCAAAUGUAGUUUCUCACUCAUGUUAGAUUAGAAACUUGUUACUUGAAUUACAUUGUCCCAUCCAGAAAGCUACCCUGGUUUAUUGUGAUAAUGUGAGUGCCAUUUAUCUGUCUGGUAACCCGGUGCAACAUCAACGCACCAAACACAUUGAGAUGGACAUUCAUUUUGUUCGUGAAAAAGUCACCAAGGGUGAAGUACGUGUUCUUCAUGUUCCCUCCCGUGAUUGCGGACAUUUUUACAAAGGGACUACCGCGUAUAUUAUUUGAUGAUUUCCGUGACAGUCUUGGCAUUUGUUAUAUUUGUUAAGUGUAUAUUUAGCCUCAUCAUUAGCCUAAUGUUUAACCCUUCAUUGUAGCUAAUCAGUAUUGUAUUCAUAGCCUAACUUUACGUUUGUAACAGCUGUACUCUUGUAUAUAAAUAAGCCUUUGAGCUUAAUGACAUACAAAGGCAAUUAUAUUCUUUCAAUUGCUAA